AUGGGUUGUAGAUGUAGAUGGCUGGGUUGUAGAUGUAGAUGGCUGGGUUGUAGAUGUAGAUGCCUGGGUUGUAGAUGUAGAUGCCUGGGUUGUAGAUGUAGAUGGCUGGGUUGUAGAUGUAGAUGGCUGGGUUGUAGAUGUAGAUGGCUGGGUUGUAGAUGUAGAUGGCUUUUGUUGAGGACCGCUGGAUGUAGAUGGCUGGGUUGUAGAUGUAGAUGGCUCGGUUGUAGAUGUGGAUGGCUGGGUUGUAGAUGGCUCAGUUGUAGAUGUAGAUGGCUGGGUUGUAGAUGGCUGAGUUGUAGAUAUAGAUGCCUGGGUUGUAGAUGUAGAUGGCUGGGUUGUAGAUGGCUCAUUUGUAGAUGUAGAUGGCUGGGUUGUAGAUGGCUGAGUUGUAGAUAUAGAUGCCUGGGUUGUAGAUGUAGAUGGCUGGGUUGUGGAUGUAGAUGGCUGGGUUUUAGAUGUCGAUGGCUGGGUUGUAGAUGUAGAUGGCUGGGUUGUAGAUGUGUAGGUUUGCUAACUGAACUCACAAAUAUUUUACCUGUCCUCCUCCUUCUUUGCACUCACCAGCUGUAA
Candidula unifasciata is the source of this 573-nucleotide messenger RNA. Lineage: Eukaryota; Metazoa; Mollusca; Gastropoda; Stylommatophora; Geomitridae. The record is from the annotation of a GenBank genome assembly.